Messenger RNA from Habropoda laboriosa, 1113 nucleotides. RefSeq names its product heparan sulfate glucosamine 3-O-sulfotransferase 6 (gene Hs3st-B). The transcript has 3 exons. Bases 1 to 1113 code for a protein of 370 amino acids. Gene Ontology annotation, molecular function: [heparan sulfate]-glucosamine 3-sulfotransferase activity. The record is from RefSeq and is a predicted model, not a curated record. NCBI's taxonomy places the organism in Eukaryota, Metazoa, Arthropoda, Insecta, Hymenoptera, Apidae.
AUGGAACUUCGAAAAGGGCCUUGGUCGAAAAAAGUCCUGGUUCCAGCCUGUUUUCUGGUAAUUCUAAUCUGGAUCUUUUUAAUCGACAAUUCCUUACUACUCGCCGGUCCGUCUGGAAAAGCUACCUUACAAAAACCCAGAAAUUUCAUUUCCUCCGUGGACGAUUCAAAUUUGGACCGUUUAACGAACAAGGAAUCCUCUCUGAUAAACGAUAUCGAAUCGAAGCAUUCGAAAGUAUCGAAGCUUCUACUUGUGCCGCUUUGGACUGGCAACACCAGCAUCAAAGGAAACGCAGGAUUUCUGCGAAAGUAUCAGAUCUUGAGACAGCAAGGUUUGAUGCCCAGCAAACAAUUGCCAACCGCGUUGAUAAUUGGCGUUAAAAAAGGUGGAACAAGAGCGUUGCUAGAAUUCUUGAGGUUGCACCCUGCUAUUCGCGCUGCUGGAUCUGAAGUACACUUUUUUGAUCAUCAUUACGUCAAAGGUUUCCAUUGGUAUAGGCACAGAAUGCCCCCGACUUUGGUAACUCAAAUCACGAUGGAGAAAACACCAUCGUAUUUCGUGACUAAUGAAGUGCCGAGGAGAGUUCAACGCAUGAAUCCGGCGAUGAAAUUGAUUCUCGUAGUAAGGGAUCCAGUUACUCGAGCGAUAUCCGAUUAUACUCAAGUGAAGAGCAAGCGAGCCAACAUGCCGAAGUUCGAAGAUCUUGCGUUUCUGAAUGGAUCGAAAAUCGUGGACACGUCAUGGGUACCUUUGAAAAUCGGCGUAUACGCGCGACAUUUAGAGAGAUGGCUUCAAUACUUUCCAUUGUCACAAUUUUUAUUCGUGUCCGGUGAAAGAUUGAUCGUGGAUCCUGUCGCUGAGAUCACGAGGGUUCAGGAUUUUUUAGGGUUAAAGAGAGUUAUAUGCGAGAAGCAUUUUUAUUUCAACGCGACGAAGGGGUUCCCUUGUCUGCUCAAAUCUGAGGAACGUCCUACACCCCAUUGCCUUGGUAAGAACAAGGGUCGCAGUCAUCCUUAUAUAGAUCCUGUAGCCAUACAACGAUUGAGAGAUUUUUAUCGUCCAUUCAAUCAACGUUUCUACCAAUUGACCGGAAUGGAUUUCGGCUGGUUGUGA